UCCAGGCCGACAGGCCUUCUUGCGGCCGUGCUGCUCUUUUGUGCCUUGAGGUUUGCCCUGGAAGCGGGCCUCGAGUUUUUGCCUCGCCUCUCUGCGAAGCAGGUCCCGGGGCUCGCGCGUGUCACCUCCCCUCAGCGCCUGCUGCCUGGAGAAUCGCUGGCCUUGGUCACCGCCUAGUGGGAUAUAUCUGCAACUUGAAGGAAAGAUAAAGGAAAAAUCUUCUUUGGAAUAGAUGGGAUUUUGUCACUUUCUGUGAACUAAAGCGAUUCAAUGUCUCUUUUGGAUUGUUUCUGUGCUUCACGAACACGAGUUGAGUCACUCAGACCUGAAAAACAGUCUGAAACCAGUAUCCAUCAAUACUUGGUUGAUGAGCCAGCCAUUUCCUGGUCCCCUCCAUCUGCUAGAGCCAGUGAAGUGAUAUGCUCCACUAAUGUCUCUCACUAUGAACUGCAAGUGGAACUAGGAAGAGGGUUUGACGACUUGACCUCUGUUCAUCUUGCACGGCACACUCCUACAGGCACACUGGUAACUGUAAAGAUCACAGACCUGGAAGCCUGCACUGAGGAACGUCUGAAAGCGUUACAGAGAGCGGUGAUUUUAUCUCACUUUUUCCAACAUCCCAAUAUUACAACUUAUUGGACGGUUUUUACUGUUGGCAGCUGGCUUUGGGUUAUUUCUCCAUUUAUGGCCUAUGGUUCAGCAAGUCAGCUCCUAAAGACCUACUUUCCUGAUGGAAUGAGUGAAACUUUAAUAAGAAACAUUCUCUUUGGAGCAAUACGAGGGUUGAACUAUCUGCACAAAAAUGGCUGUAUCCAUAGGAGUUUUAAAGCCAGCCAUAUCCUCAUUUCUGGUGAUGGCCUGGUGACCCUCUCUGGCCUGUCCCAUCUGCAUAGUUUGGUUAAGCACGGACAAAGGCAUAGGGCUGUGUUUGAUUUCCCACAGUUCAGCACAUCAGUGCAGCCGUGGCUGAGUCCAGAGCUCCUGAGACAGGAUUUACAUGGAUAUAAUGUGAAGUCAGAUAUUUACAGUGUUGGAAUCACAGCAUGUGAAUUGGCCAGUGGGCAGGUACCUUUCCAGGACAUGCAUAGGACUCAGAUGCUAUUACAGAAACUGAAAGGUCCUCCAUAUAGCCCACUGGAUGUCAGUAUUUUUCCUCAGUCAGACUCUAGAAUGAGAAAUUCCCAAUCAGGAGUAGACUCUGGGAUUGGAGAGAGUGUGCUUGUCUCCACUGGAACUCACACAGUCAACAGUGACCGUCUCCACACGCCGCCGUCUACAAAAACACUCUCUCCUGCCUUUUUUAGCUUGGUGCAGCUGUGUUUGCAGCAAGAUCCUGAGAAAAGGCCAUCAGCAAGCAGUUUGUUGUCCCAUGUAUUCUUCAAGCAGAUGAAGGAACAAACCCAAGACUCCAUACUCUCACUGCUGCCACCUGCCUACAACAGGCCAGCAGCGGCACUGCCACCAGUGUCGCCGUGGAGCCAGCUGGAAUUCCAGUUUGCUGAUGACAAAGACCCAGACUGGGAAUUCUAGGGUUGCCAAAUCAUUUCAUGUCCUCUAUACUUGACAGCCUCUCCUUGCUGCUUGUCUUCUGUCUUGUUAGGUACAAAUGACAAAUCUAUACUUGAAAAUACAGUUGGUGCACUGGAGAACUGAUCAGUUAAACCACUCUGUUCAUGGGGCAUGGAUUUACCCUCUCUGCCCAGAUCAGAGCACCCGCACGACUUCACUGCCCAGCUCAGCUAGUGUCAGCUCGCUCUUCCUCCUCCCCCCCUUUCUCUUCUCUCCUCUCCUCUCCCCUCUCCUCUCCUCUCCCCUCUCCUCUCCCCUCCCCUCCCCUCCCCUCUCCCUCCC
Molecule: messenger RNA, 1851 nt
Organism: Grammomys surdaster
Lineage: Eukaryota; Metazoa; Chordata; Mammalia; Rodentia; Muridae
Gene: Stradb
Product: STE20 related adaptor beta
Exons: 12
Coding region: 271-1530 (419 amino acids)
Biological process (GO): protein phosphorylation
Molecular function (GO): protein serine/threonine kinase activator activity; ATP binding; protein kinase activity
Source: RefSeq, a predicted model, not a curated record